Ochotona curzoniae (black-lipped pika) is the source of this 2860-nucleotide messenger RNA. RefSeq names its product catsper channel auxiliary subunit epsilon (gene CATSPERE). NCBI's taxonomy places the organism in Eukaryota, Metazoa, Chordata, Mammalia, Lagomorpha, Ochotonidae. Gene Ontology annotation, cellular component: CatSper complex; sperm principal piece. Bases 1 to 2853 code for a protein of 950 amino acids. The record is from RefSeq and is a predicted model, not a curated record. The transcript has 22 exons. Gene Ontology annotation, biological process: flagellated sperm motility; sperm capacitation.
AUGGCGGCCUGGGAAGUGGCGCUGCUCCUGUCGUGGCUGAGCUGCUGCGGCUCGGCCUUGUGGAGGUAUUACACUAGAAGCCCGAGCUAUGCCAUUUUUAGUAUCAGAAGUACUAUUAAGUUAGAAUAUGAAGGAACCGAUUUUUCUGAGUGGAUUGUGCCAGAAACUUGCUCUAUCCAAGAUAAAAGAUCACCCAGGACAGAAUUGCGUUGUUCUUCUCCUGGUUUUCAAGCUAUAAGACCAGUUGUUACAGGCCCAGUAAAAGAAGAACGCAAUUUGUUUGUGACUGAGUCUCACAUCUGUUUUUUUUGGUAUUUCACGAUUAAAAAUCUCUUUGUCAACUUUACCCAGCUUAUCACUAUAUGGGUAUACGAUCCAGAAAAUGCAGGUCCCGAUGAGCUACUGAUGACCGCUGAAGAGCCUUCAUUAAAUUCCUUAGUACUAAGCAAGCAGUUGGCCAUUUUGGGACAGAAGCCGACCAUAUAUACAUUUCUACAGAAAAAUGUGUAUUAUUCCUAUGAAAGCCAUAGAAAAGGAAUCUGGCAUAUGAUAAUACCAAUGACAUCAGACGAUGUGAUAAAGGAGAUUAAAGGGAACCAAGUAGUUUUUCAAGAUUGCUUCAUUGCAGAUGGUCUUUUUCUGAUGACCUUUCCUACAUCAACUAUUCCAGAGCAUCCUGCUUUCUUACCACUCUCCUCACCACCCGGGAGUCAGAUCAUUUCGACCUGGGUUGCUUGUAUUCCUUCAUCUGUUGUGGUAGUCACUGAGAUGGAAACCUUUCAAACACUGGAUUCAUUUCGCACUUGGAGCAAAGUCAGAGUGCCUCCCAAUGUCCUGAGUGACAGUGAAAGACACAACGUAAGCAAGGUGGAACUAUCAUCGGAUGGAAUUUUUUUUUUAAUAAAUGGUGUUCUUUACUUAAGAAAUAGUUAUUUGUUGAUGAAACUAGGAAGAGAGUAUAAUCUACCAGAUGAAAUCAUUGGCAUUAGAGCAAGAAAAUGGUGCUGGGUGAAAUAUAUAUUCAAGAAUGAAGUAGAAAAAAGCAGCCUGAUAAUCUGGACAAAAGAUGAAGUUUACCUUGGAUAUACUAAACUUAAAUUCAUCCAAAUAGGAACCAUAAGUAAAUUGAAAAGUCUCGUGAACAUGUCACCAACUGCCACUUUGACCAUACACAAUGCUGAGUAUACAGGACACCCUGUGGAAUUCGCUGUGUUUUUAAGUUACUGUACUGCAUGUACUGUCACAAAAAGGAUUUACACAGUGAUAUACAAUGAAGACUUGAGAGAGUGGAUAUACCAAGACUUUAAACUAGAUGUCCCUGUCAACAGUUUUUUAGUUCCUUAUUUUCUAUUUUCAGCCAUGCCAGAAGUAGUGCUAUCUGACGGACAUAGGAUCUAUUAUUGUUAUCAAAAUUUCACUGUUUGUGGAAUUAUACAAACUGCUACAGGAAGCAGCAAUCUAUUAUUGUUAUCAAAUAACAGCGUUAUUCAUGACAUUUUUAUGGAUUAUUAUGGGAAUAUCUUAGUAAAAAUGGAAAAUAAUGUGAUUUUUUUUUUCAAGAUUUACAGUAUAGAUACAAUAAAACUGCAUACAUGGUUAAGUGAAAAAAUAAAGUCAUUAUUUCUUCUGAGCACAUCUGGUGAAAUACAUCUCCUGGAGGCUUUGGACAAUGGUACAAUAAAAACAGCGGAAUAUCCCUUAAGUCUGGAAAUACAGAGUGUAGCUUUUAAAGCAAAAGACACAUGCCCAUUCUUGGCAUUUCAUAAUAAUGUUUAUAAUAUGUUUUACAUUAUUGAUAAGAGAGACGUCCUGAAAGUUUGGGCUAAAGUAGUCUAUCCAGAAAAUACUGGUGUGUACAUCCUUGUGGAAACCUACGGUCCACGAAUAUUAACAAUAAAUGAAUACCUUUUCUAUGAAAUUGCAUUAGGAUUCUUCACUAAAACUCUGUUAUUAGGAUUUUCUCAGAGUAUAAAUUAUGAGGCAGCAGAGGAUUACUUCAAGUUGCAAAACGAGAAUACUGGUGCUGUGUUUGUUAAUCUUCGACCUAGUAAAUAUUCAAAAGCAUGCACAGCAUCCCAAAAGGUGUUCCAAAUAGCUGUUGGCUGCGACAUUAGUAAAUUCAUUAGGGUCAAAGGAUUUCACAAAAAGAACUGUCUUCACCAUGACUUUUCUUAUGUGAUUGACAAGUCAUAUCUGAGGGAUCGACCAUCUAAAAACUUGAAAGUAAGAUAUGCCUGGGAACUCUAUGGCUGCCCCAAGAGGCUAAAUUUUACAGAAAAGUUCCAACCUGUGAUUCAAUUAUUCAAUGAAAAUGGUUUCAUUGAAAACAUUGUGGUAAAUUUCAUAAUAUGGGAGAUACAUGGCAGGGAUGACUACAGCUUUGCUAACACAAUGAAGCAGAGUGGCUGUCUCAACGAAGCCCAGACCUGGAAGUCCAUGACCACUCUAAACAACCACCUCCCUUUGGAGGAAGCCUGGGGUCCUGAGAACUAUAGGCACUGCUUUUCUUAUGCUAUUGGAAAACCAGGAGACUUAGAUCAACCAUAUGAGAUUAUCAACAGUACUAAUGGUAACCACUUAGUCUGGCCCUCGGAUCAUUCUGGAUUAUAUGUGUUUCGUGUGAAGAUCCUAGAUCCAAACUACAGUUUCUGUAACCUAACAGCCACCUUCGCAAUAGAGACCUACGGAGCAAUUCCCAGACCAAGUGGCUACCUGGUUGCUGCUUUCAUCUUUAGCCUGAUGCUACUGUUUUGCAGUAUUCUUGUUUUGAGCUACUUCUCAUAUCUGACAAUCUAUAAACAAUGUGUUUAUGAUCCACUUCACAAACCUCAAAGAAAAUCAAAGAAAAAAUAGAAAAACU